AGGCGGUGAUCCCAGCGGAGGGGGCCGUUCGCCAGCUCGGAGGCAGAAAGUGCCACGACUCCACACGCGCGCACGCAGCGAGCGAGCGGCCGGAGCGGACGGUGGACGGGGCGGGUGGCGUCGAGGUCGCGGCGUCUGCAGCUGCUUGGGGGCGGCUUCUCGGUGGAGGCUCGGCCAGCUCCUCUCUCCCGGUUCCGCGGCGGCGGCGGCGGCGGCGGCGGCUGCGGUGUCGGCGGCGGCUCCUGCCCUUUCGUUUUUCCUCCCGCGUCUCCCGCUGCAGGUGAAAUAAAAGUGCGCCAGGAUGGAUAUUUACGACACUCAAACCUUGGGAGUUGUGGUCUUUGGUGGAUUCAUGGUUGUUUCUGCCAUUGGCAUCUUCCUGGUGUCUACCUUUUCCAUGAAGGAGACAUCAUACGAGGAAGCCCUAGCCAACCAGCGCAAGGAGAUGGCAAAAACUCACCACCAGAAAAUAGAAAAGAAAAAGAAGGAGAAGACAGUGGAAAAGAAAGGAAAGACCAAGAAAAAGGAAGAAAAACCAAAUGGGAAGAUACCGGAUCAUGAGCCAGCCCUCAACAUGACCGUCCUCAAAGACACUGUGCGGGUUCCUGCAGUGGUUGUGGCUCCAACCCCAGUCCAGCCCUCUGCAGUCAUUGCCCCUGUGGCCACAGUAUCAGCUAUGCCCCAAGAGAAGCUGGCCUCUUCCCCUAAGGACAAAAAGAAGAAGGAGAAAAAAGUGGCCAAGGUGGAACCAGCAGUCAGUUCUGUAGUAAAUUCCAUCCAGGUUCUUGCCUCUAAAGCUGCCAUCUUGGAAACCGCUCCCAAGGAAGUACCUAUGGUAGUUGUGCCCCCAGUGGGUGCCAAGGGUACUCCAGCCACUGGCAUUGCACAGGGUAGAAAGGCAGAGGGGAGCCAGAACCAGGGCAAAAAGGCAGAGGGGGGCCAGAACCAGGGCAAGAAGGCAGAGGGGGCCCAGAACCAGGGCAAGAAGGCAGAGGGGGCCCAGAACCAGGGCAAGAAGGCAGAGGGGGCCCAGAACCAGGGCAAGAAGGCAGAGGGGGGCCAGAACCAGGGCAAGAAGGGAGAGGGGCCCCAGAACCAGGGCAAGAAGGGAGAAGGGGCCCAGAACCAGGGCAAAAAGGCAGAGGGAACGCCCAACCAAGGCAAAAAGGCAGAGGGGGGGUCCCCCAAUCAAGGCAAAAAGGCAGAGGGGGCCCAGAACCAAGGCAAAAAGGCAGACGGGGCCCAGAACCAAGGCAAAAAAGCAGAGGGGGCCCAGAAUCAGGGCAAAAAGACAGAUGGGGCCCAGAACCAAGGCAAAAAGGGAGAGGGGGCCCAGAACCAAGGUAAAAAGGUAGAAGGAGCCCCCAACCAGGGCAAAAAGGCAGAGGGGGGCCAGAACCAGGGCAAAAAAGUGGAGGGAACACCCAACCAGGGCAAAAAAGCAGAGGUAGUCCAGAGCCAGGGCAAAAAGGGAGAAGGAACCCCUAACCAGGGUAAAAAGGCAGAGGGGGCCCAGAACCAGGGCAAGAAGGCAGAGGGGGGCCAGAACCAGGGCAAGAAGGCAGAGGGGGGCCAGAACCAGGGCAAGAAGGCAGAGGGGACCCAGAACCAGGGCAAAAAGGGAGAGGGGGCCCAGAACCAGGGCAAAAAGGGAGAAGGGGUCCAGAAUCAGGGCAAGAAGGCAGAGGGUAGCCCCAACCAGGGCAAAAAGGCAGAGGGGGGCCAGAACCAGGGGAAAAAAGUAGAGGGCACCCAGAACCAGGGGAAAAAAGUAGAGGGCGCCCAGAACCAGGGCAAAAAGGCAGAGGGGGCCCAGAACCAGGGCAAAAAGGCAGAGGGGGCCCAGAACCAGGGGAAAAAAGUAGAGGGGAGCCCCAACCAGGGAAAAAAGGCAGAGGGGGGCCAGAGCCAGGGCAAAAAGGGAGAGGGAACCCCUAACCAGGGCAAAAAGGCAGAGGGGGCCCAGAACCAGGGCAAAAAGGCAGAUUCAGUUGCUAAUCAAGGCACAAAAGCAGAGGUUGUUGCAAACCAAGGGAAAAAAGCAGAGAGGGCCUCCAAUCAAGGCAAAAAGGCAGAGGGAACCCCAAACCAGGGCAAAAAGGAUACAUCUGCCAAUCAGGGUAAGAAGGCAGAAUCAGCUCCUGUCCAGGGCAAAAAUGCAGAUGUGAUCCAGAGCCAGGAGGCACCAAAGCAAGGGGCUUCUGCAAAGAAGAAGUCUGGUUCAAAGAAGAAAGGAGGUGAGCCAGGCCUCCUGGACUCCGACAGCCCUCUCUGCCUCCCCUACCAGACGCUGGUCUCCACGGUGGGAAGCAUGGUGUUCAACGAGGGUGAGGCCCUGCGGCUCAUUGAGAUCCUGUCCGACAAGGCUGGCGUCAUUCAGGACACCUGGCACAAGGCCACUCAGAAGGGAGACCCUGUGGCGAUUCUGAAACGGCAGCUGGAAGAGAAGGAGAAACUACUGGCUACCGAGCAGGAAGAUGCUGCUGUGGCCAAGAGCAAACUGAGGGAGCUCAAUAAGGAACUGGCAGCAGAAAAGGCCAAAGCAGCAGCUGGGGAGGCCAAGGUGAAAAAGCAGCUGGUGGCCCGGGAGCAGGAAAUCACUGCCGUGCAGGCACGUAUGCAGGCCAGCUACGAGGAGCAUAUGAAGGAGGUGCAGCAGCUGCAGGGCAAGAUCCGGACUCUUCAGGAACAGCUGGAGAAUGGCCCCAACACACAGCUGGCUCGUCUACAGCAGGAGAACUCCAUCCUGAGGGACGCCUUGAACCAGGCCACAAGCCAGGUGGAGAGCAAGCAGAACGCAGAGCUGGCCAAGCUCCGGCAGGAGCUCAGCAAGGUCAGCAAGGAGCUGGUGGAGAAGUCAGAGGCAGCCCGGCAGGAGGAGCAGCAGCGGAAGACUGCGGAGGCCAAGGUGUCAGCCUUUGAGAAACAAGUCCUGCAGCUGCAGGUAUCUCACAAGGAGAACGAGGAAGCCUUGCAGAAGCGCCUGGAUGAGGUCAGCCGGGAGCUCUGCCGCUCACAGACCAGCCAUGCCAGCCUCCGGGCAGAUGCUGAGAAGGCUCAGGAGCAGCAGCAGCAGAUGGCCGAGCUGCACAGCAAACUGCAGUCCUCCGAGGCUGAGGUGAAGAACAAGUGCCAGGAGCUAAGUGGUCUCCAUGGACAGCUCCAGGAGGCCAGGGCGGAGAACUCACAGCUCACAGAAAGAAUCCGGUCUAUUGAGACCCUGUUGGAGGCAGGCCAAGCCCGGGAUGCCCAGGCCAGCCAAGCGGAGACUGACCAGCAGCAGGCUCGUCUCAAGGAGCUGGAGUCUCAGGUGAAAUGUUUGGAGAAGGAGGCCACUGAGCUCAAGGAGACAGUGGAGCAGCAGAAAGUGAAGAACAACGACCUUCGAGAGAAGAACUGGAAGGCGAUGGAAGCUCUGGCCUCAGCAGAGAGAGCCUGUGAGGAGAAGCUGCGCUCCCUGACCCAGGCCAAGGAGGAAUCAGAAAAGCAGCGCAGUCAGACUGAGGCCCAGACUAAGGAGGCCCUGUUGUCUCUCUUCCCUGAACUCUGCGACUCAGCACAGCAGAAUUACACCAAGUGGCUGCAGGAACUCAAAGAAAAAGGUGCCAAGCUGCUGACGCAGUCACCGACUCACACAGAGCCCUCCUCGGAUCUGGCUUCCAAACUGAGGGAGGCUGAGGAGACCCAGAGUACCCUGCAGGCUGAGUGUGACAAGUACCGCACCAUCCUGGCACAUACGGAGGGCAUGUUGCAAGACUUGCAGAAGAGUGUGGAGGAAGAGGAGCAGGGGUGGAAGAUCAAGCUGAACACCAAAGAGGAAGAGCUGCAAAAGUCACUGUUCAAAGUGAAGCAUCUUGAAGAGACCUUAGAGAAACAAAGAGGAGAACUGGAAAGUUCAGACCAGUUGAGGCAACUUUUAUUAGAGUCUCAAUCUCAGUUGGAUGCAGCCAAAAAUGAAGCCCAGAAAAAAAGCAAUGAGCUUGCCCUGGUCAGGCAGCAAUUGAGUGAGAUGAAGAGCCACGUAGAGGAUGGUGACGUAGCUGGGUCCCUGGCUGCGCCCACAGAGGCCCCCUCAGCUGAGCAGGACCCCAUCGAGCUAAAAACACAGCUGAAGCGGACAGAAGCCGUCCUGGAGGACGAGCAGACCCGGCGGCAGAAGCUCUCAGUCCAGUUUGAGGAGGCUCAGAACUCAGCGUGUCGACUACAAGAAGAGUUGGAAAAGCUCCGCAGCGGCAGCCCACUCACGUCAUCAGAAGCAGAGGCCUUGCAGCUGAAGGAGAGACUAGAAAAAGAGAAGAAGUUAACCAGUGAUCUGGGACGCGCUGCCACCAAACUGCAGGAACUUCUGAAGACAACCCAGGAGCAGCUCACAAAGGAGAAAGACACAGUGAGAAAGCUGCAGGAGCAGCUGGACAAAACAGAGGACAGUAGCAACUCAAAGGAGGGCACCUCGGUCUGAAACUCCUCUGUGUGGGAAAAGAAGUUACUGUUCAACUUACCAAAAUGCCUUACACAUUCCUUACAAAUAAAUAAACCGACCAACACAGCGUUAUCCAGGCCCAACUUCCGGUAGCUCUGAAAGAAGCCAUUAGAGACAGGAGUCUCUUAGAACCACAGAAAUAGAUCUUACAGAACCCCGUUGGUAAAAGAACCUUUGUCACAUUGGAUAAACACUAUUCCCCAGGACCAGCCCUGGACUACCGCCAGCAGACGCCAAAGCCCUUAUCAGCUCUGUGACAGACCCCAGGGUGUGUGCUGGGGAGGCCGGGACCUCUGGGUAUCUCUGUGUCAAUCAGUGCAAUUGUUUUGUCUUUCAGUGGGGCGAGGGUCAGGAGGUGGGCAGACCGGGUGGUGAGUCUUGGGGGCUGUGCCGCAGACUGAGAGAACCAGCCCAGCGAGGCAGCAGCCCUUCACCCCUGGAAGAAGUUGCCAAUCACAACUGAUGUGUGACCUCCUGGAUGUUAAUGCCAUUAAAACCAACAUUGUCGC
Molecule: messenger RNA, 4989 nt
Organism: Condylura cristata (star-nosed mole)
Lineage: Eukaryota; Metazoa; Chordata; Mammalia; Eulipotyphla; Talpidae
Gene: RRBP1
Product: ribosome binding protein 1
Exons: 24
Coding region: 302-4459 (1385 amino acids)
Biological process (GO): protein transport
Cellular component (GO): endoplasmic reticulum membrane
Source: RefSeq, a predicted model, not a curated record